GGUCCUUCGGCAGCUUACUGGUCCAGUUGGCAUCCGUCUGCAGUAGCUGUGCCCCACGCGUCACAAGAUCGGCCUCUUCCGGGUCUCUUGCCAGACCGCCACGACUUGGGCCACUGAGCAGGGCUGCUGGGGCGACUAAGCAGGAAUGGGGCUGUUUUCGCGGAGGGAGAGGGCGUCGAAGACGGUUGGCGGCGGUGUCGAGCCAAAACUGUCAACUUCGCAGUCCAAGUCGUCUCUUGCAUCGGCCGCCUCGUCCAGCAUCAAGUCGCCAAUCGCCUCUAGCAAUCGCAUCAUGAAUCGAACCUCAGGCGGCACCGCGAGCACGAAUGGCCCAGCCACGCCCCUCACGCCCUUUUCCCCGGGUCUGGCUCCCAAGAUCGACAUGCCCAGGGCGCCCGAUCCGCAGCUCGACCCCGUCGGAUACCUGCGAAGCUUGGGCGCCGUCCGAGACCGCUCCAAGAUCGUGGCGGACAAGGCCCUGCGCAACGACCUGCACCAUUUCGACGUUGACAUGCGCAAGUUUGGCGACGUAGUGUCUUUUGUGUCAAACAUUAUCAAGAGAGACUACGAUGCCCCUUUCACGAGCAUCCCUCCCCAUGGCCGACACCAGCACUUCGCCGUCGGCGGACGGGACCGGAUUGCCCACCUCCUGUCGACCUUCCCCGACGAGAUUGACAACACGGAGAGGUGCAGGCGCCUGAUUGACCUGUUCCUUGUCAGCGUGCUUCUCGACGCUGGCGCCGGCACCAAGUGGAGCUACAAGAGCGCCGAAAACGGCCGCGUCUACAAGCGGUCUGAGGGCAUUGCCGUGGCGAGCUUGGAAAUGUUCAAGGCCGGCUUGUUUUCGAGCGACAAGACGAACAAGAACCAGGUGGACAAGAUGGGCCUCCAGAGCCUGACGGUCGAGCAGCUCGCCCAGGGGCUGCAGUCGAAGCCAGGCAAUGAAAUGGCUGGUCUAGAAGGCCGCGCGCAGCUCCUCAUACGCCUAGGGAAAACCCUCGAGGAGAAGACCGAGUAUUUCGGCAGCGACGGCCGCCCAGGCAGCAUGCUUGAUUAUAUCCUCUCCCACCCAUCCACACAGGCAUCCAGCGUCAUAAUCGUUCCUCUGCCAGUGCUCUGGAACGUGCUCAUGGACGGGCUGGCGUCCGUUUGGCCCGCAUCCCGGACAGCCAUUAACGGUGUCUCGCUCGGCGACGCCUGGCCCUGCAGCUCGAUGCCGCAGCCGGCGCAGUCACCCUCGAGCCCCACUUUCUCGCCUUUCCCCAACACCACGGGCCAGUCCAACGGCGUUGCGCCCUGGGAAAGCAUCCUCCCGUUCCACAAGCUCACACAAUGGCUUACAUAUUCGCUCAUGCAACCAAUGCAGAGCAUCAUGAAGAUACAUUUUGCAGGCCAAGAACUCCUCACUGGGCUACCCGAGUAUCGGAACGGAGGGUUGUUUAUCGACCUCGGCGUCCUCACCCUGAAGCAAGAAGACCAAGAUCGGGGGUUGGACAACUAUAACAAGUUCUGCGACCGCACCGGUGUCAAGGGAGUCGAGGUUGCACCAAUGUUUGAGCCCGGCGACGACGUCAUCGUGGAGUGGAGAGGUGUUACUGUCGGCUUUCUCGAUCGGCUCUGUCUCGAGGUUAACAGGGUGCUGAAACCCGAGCUGGCCGGAAACGAGCUGAGCUUAGCCCAAGUCCUAGAGGCUGGCAGCUGGAAGGGCGGCCGAGAGAUUGCCGAAGUCAGCCGGCCAAACACCAAGGAACCGCCAAUCUUGAUUGACAGCGACGGGACAGUUUUCUAAGGGGGCCGUGUUGAAAUGGGGUGGUGUCGGCUAACGAAAGCUGUGUUGAAACCACAUAGCCCCCAUGGCUCAGGCAGCCUCGAGACUGGCGCUGCCCUUCUGUGUUGAGCACCAUCGUCGACACUCUAGGUUAUGAU
Lasiosphaeria miniovina is the source of this 1926-nucleotide messenger RNA. RefSeq lists its product as uncharacterized. The record is from RefSeq and is a predicted model, not a curated record. Lineage: Eukaryota; Fungi; Ascomycota; Sordariomycetes; Sordariales; Lasiosphaeriaceae. The transcript has 5 exons. The coding region runs from base 146 to 1789 and encodes 547 amino acids.